AUGAGCGAUAACGAUAAGAUUGAAGGUCCUGCGAGGACCAAGAUCCCUUACUGGCGAUUGGUCGCUGACCAAGCUGGUAUCACACCCGAAGUCGAAAACUACAAUUACGAUGGUUCAGGUACAGAGGAGGACCCUUACAGAGUGAAAUGGAUCCCCAAUGAUCCCCGAAACCCCAUGGAGUUCAGCCAAGUCAAGAAGUGGUUCAUCACCAUGACUGUCGCUCUCACAACUCUAGCUGUUGCCCUUGUGUCAUCAGCCUACACUGGCGGUAUCCGACAAAUCAUCAUGGAGUUCCAGAUCAGCCAAGAAGUCGCUACUCUUGGUGUGUCGCUCUUUGUCUUGGGUUUCGCAAUUGGUCCUCUUCUGUGGGCGCCUCUGAGUGAGAUGUUCGGUCGUCAAUACCUCUUCAUUGGUACCUACGCUGCCCUCACUGCCUUCAACUCUGCUUGCGCCGGCGCCAACAAUGCCGCUGCUCUCAUUGUUCUGCGAUUCUUUGCGGGCGCAUUCGGCUCAUCGCCUCUUACCAACGCUGGUGGUACCAUUGCCGAUAUGUUCCCCGCUUCCCAGCGUGGUCUCGCUAUGGCCAUCUUCGCUGCCGCUCCCUUCCUCGGUCCCGUCCUUGGUCCCAUCAUUGGAGGUUUCCUUGGUAUGAACGCUGGAUGGCGAUGGGUCAUGGGCUUCCUUGGAGCAUUCUCUGGUGCUCUUUGGAUCCUUGGUACGCUCCUCGUCCCCGAGACCUACUCUCCAGUCCUUCUCCGUCGCCGUGCCGCCAAGCUCUCCAAGAUGACCGGCAAGGUCUAUGUCAGCCAGAUUGACCACGACCGUGGCAAGGUUACCCUUGUCGAGUCUUUCAAGACUGCCCUCUCUCGACCUUGGAUUCUUCUCUUCCGAGAGCCUAUUGUCCUCCUGCUUUCCAUCUACAUGGCCAUUGUCUACGGAACCCUCUACAUGCUUUUCGGUGCUUUCCCCAUCGUCUACCAGCAGCAGCGUGGCUGGAACGCUGGUGUCGGUGGCCUUGCUUUCCUCGGUAUCAUGGUCGGUAUGCUUGCAGCUAUCGGAUACACCAUCCCCAUGAACAAGCGAUACGUCAAGAUUGAGCAAGAGAACGGUGGCUUCGCUCCUCCUGAAGCUCGUCUCCCCUCAUGCCUUAUCGGUUCCAUCUGUCUUCCCGUCGGUCUCUUCUGGUUCGCUUGGACCAACGGUCCCAACACUCACUGGAUGGUCAGCAUCGCUGCCGGUGUCCCCUUCGGCUUCGGCAUGGUCCUUGUCUUCCUCAGUGUCAUGAACUACCUCAUUGACGCCUACACUAUCUUCGCCGCCUCUGUUCUUGCUGCCAACUCCGUUCUUCGAUCUCUAUUCGGUGCUGCUUUCCCUCUAUUCACCAGCUACAUGUACCAGGACCUUGGUAUUCACUGGGCCUCUUCUGUCCCUGCGUUCCUCGCCCUGGCUUGUGUUCCCUUCCCCUUCCUCUUCUACAAGUACGGUGCUUCCAUUCGUGAGAAGUGCAAGUUCGCUGCUCAGUCUGCUGCCUUUAUGCGCAAGCUCCAGACCGACAACGCUGCCGCUUCCGAUGAGGAGAAGAAGGACGAGGCUGCCCCCGCCGAAGAGACCUUCGACGACGAUGCUUCCACUGAGGUCGAUGAGCCUGCUUAUGCCCCCAUCACAGCAAGCAGAACUCACCAAUCCACCCGAUCACACGCCUCUCGUGCUUCGCGCGCGUCUCGGGCUUCAUUUGCGUCACGCCGCAAGUCAUAUGACGGAAACCCUUACGACAUUGACCGCGUCAACACAAGACAAUCAUUCACAUAA
Messenger RNA from Fusarium coffeatum, 1809 nucleotides. RefSeq lists its product as uncharacterized. Gene Ontology annotation, biological process: transmembrane transport. Gene Ontology annotation, molecular function: transmembrane transporter activity. The record is from RefSeq and is a predicted model, not a curated record. Lineage: Eukaryota; Fungi; Ascomycota; Sordariomycetes; Hypocreales; Nectriaceae. The coding region runs from base 1 to 1809 and encodes 602 amino acids. The transcript has a single exon.